AAGAUCAUGAAUUUUGGCCUGCCAUGCCUUGCAUAUGGAAUAGCAGCAAUAUUCCUUAUAUCCCAUAAGGAAACUGUGCAGACUUCCAAAGGAGAAGUUACUAUUCACUUUCUGUACAAGGAGGAUAUUGGAGCACAGUACUAGUGCAAUGGAUUUUGUGGUUGUUCAAGUUAUCCAAGGAAAGAAUUUUCCCUCAAAUGGUGGGAAACUUAGUUUUAGGAUAUCAUGUGGACAGACGGAAGCUGAUAUGGAACAAGAAUGUUGGACAGACAAUGUAGCAAUAAAUCAAGAAGUGGCGUUUCCUGCAGCAGAAUUGGAUAAAAGAUUAUUAGAAUUGGAACAAUUGACAUUACUAUGUACAUAUGUCUCAUCAGAUGGUAGAAUUCAUGCUUAUGAUUCCCUCAGUUUGUCAUUUGACAUAAAAGCCAUACCAAUUAAAAAGUGGUACAAACUGAAACGUGCUCCCGAUACUUACGUGACCGAAGAGCCUUCUCUACUUAUUUCUAUUUUUCACGAAUGCAACGGAGAGGCUACACCUAACGUGGAUUCAACGACGAACCAAAGUGACCAAGUGAAACCUGAUGAAGUACCCGAUACCGGUAAUCGAAAAGCAGGUCAGUUGAAGCCAGUUCUUGUCAAUGACGAGUACUUCCUAAUAGAAGACCCGAUCGACACCGACGAACAAAUUUUCUUUAACCUGUCAGUGACGAUAUCAUUUGCCGAAAACCUCUUCAACUUGUUCCCGUCCAAGAGCCUUUGGCCUUCAGAAAACAUCCCGUUUGAAUUUCGAUUCAGUUUGUUUGGAAGUCCUAUUCGUUUCAAGCCCUUCAAGUGUUUGCGAAACCUUACUGAAAUUGGAGAAAGAGCCACGGCUAAAUUAAAGGGUUCACCAAAGUGUGUACUUCGCUUUCUCAAACAGUCCAUGAAAACCCUUACUAUACUACUUUGCUGUGAGGACAUACCCAUCGCUGAAUCCAUUCUACCCAUCAAAGAACGCAUAGAAUAUUGCCAAUUAGAGCACCGAAUCUUAGAAAAGCUACAUCUUGAACCCAUAAAUAUUUCAGGAAUCUUCCCAAUGAUCUCGCUGUUGGAAACGGAAACCAAGGAAGCAUAUUCAACCCCAGUGAAGCCCCAGAUUGGUGUGGUAGUUACGUUAUCAGAAGCUGAACAAAGAACUAACCAGCCACGUAAUCAAACUUAUACCACUACUACAGCCGGUGAUGUCUCUUCUGUUAUCUCAUCAGAAUGUACUGAAGUCUGCUCUGAAAUUGCCAGAUUUUCUUCGAAAAAGAACCAAAACCAUCGAGGGAAAACUGAAGAAGACAUAUUCUAUGCAACGGCGCUAGAACUUGAAGUUUGGAAGGAAGAACAAAAGCUACUGGAGCAAGAAAAGCAAGAGCGCUCGAGAGCUUCUUACAUGGAGUUAUUAAAUAGCGAAUAUUGCAGACAAGCAGCCGUGAAAGAGGCAGCAUUUCAACGACGAGUGCGUCGUAUCGAAGAACUAGAAAAGCAACUAGAAAAUGCUAUUCAAAGUACGCGGCAAAGUGAGCUAGAACUCCGACAGGAAAAAGAACAUUUGAAUAGGCAACGAGCUCAACUGGCACGGGAAAAGAGCCUAGUCACCUCAGAAGUUGAACGUGUGACGCAGAGCUUGACAACCAAACACAAAUUUGAACUGGAAGCAGAAAAAAGACGGCACACUGAUAUCGUCAUGGAGCUACGCCGUAAACUCAAGGCUCAAGCGCAGAAAUCCGCCGAAGAAAGCAAACGAAUCAUUGAGCUAGAAAAGGAAUUGUCUCGUUUGAAACCAGCUUUGCAGUAAUUCUGCGUAUCUAUUUUUAAUGGUUUGCUUCAAUCUUUCAAAAUAGAUAAGGUAGCGUAAAUAAUAACUAUAAAUUUGCC
Messenger RNA from Daphnia carinata, 1902 nucleotides. RefSeq lists its product as uncharacterized. Lineage: Eukaryota; Metazoa; Arthropoda; Branchiopoda; Diplostraca; Daphniidae. The transcript has 3 exons. Gene Ontology annotation, biological process: centrosome cycle; interkinetic nuclear migration; positive regulation of centriole elongation. Gene Ontology annotation, cellular component: centrosome; centriole. The record is from RefSeq and is a predicted model, not a curated record. The coding region runs from base 149 to 1822 and encodes 557 amino acids.